AUGACGUCGGAUGGAAAAAAGAACGAUAGGGACAAAUGUCCUUCUGAUGAACUUUUGAAAACAAUCGAUCUUUGGCUUAAAUGGGACCAAUGUGAAGAGACAAGAAAACAAAUUGAGCAACUCAAAGCAGAAUCGAAAUGGGAUGAUUUAGAUGCUUGUAUGACUCAUCGAAUACAUUUUGGUACAGCCGGUCUUCGUUCUAAAAUGGGAGCUGGAUUUGCUCUGAUGAACGAGUUGACUGUUAUUCAAGCUACUCAAGGUUUAAUUCGUUACAUGCAAAUCGCAUUCAAAGAUGAAAGCAAACCUCUAUCGACGGUUAUUGGCUUUGAUGCUCGUCAUCAAUCGCAUCAGUUCGCUCGUUUAGCUGCAGCGCUCUUUGCUCAUGAGCAAUUUCGCGUCUAUCUAUUCGAUUCAAUCACUGUUCCAACACCGAUGAUUUCCUUUGCAGUUAAAAAACUAAAAUGCCAGGCGGGUAUUGUUGUUACCGCUAGUCACAAUCCAAAAGAAGAUAAUGGAUACAAAGUCUAUUGGAACAAUGGAGCUCAGAUCAUCUCACCUGUUGAUGUGAAAAUAGCCGA
Molecule: messenger RNA, 578 nt
Organism: Adineta ricciae
Lineage: Eukaryota; Metazoa; Rotifera; Eurotatoria; Adinetida; Adinetidae
Source: the annotation of a GenBank genome assembly